GGACCGAGACAGAAAAAGGAACAUACAGAAUUCUUGUGAGGAGAAAAAGCAAAUCUCUGUCAGGAAGUGAUCUGCUUUUCUAUUUGGCAUAAAGGGAAACAAAAACUCUCGGAAGCACGGUGUGAGCUGGCUAAAAAUGGUGUAGAACCUGCAAGGGCAGCAGAUGGCAGAUUGUGUGAGUAAAGUUGAACUGUGUGUCUGCUGUGAGAACUUAUUGGACAAAGAUAUUACUUCCAAAUCAGAUCCGCUGUGUGCAUUGCUUAUGAAUGUUGGUGGAAAUCAGUGGGCUGAGAUUGAUCGCACAGAGAGGGUUAAUAACUGUCUCUCUCCAAAGUUUGCGAAGAAGUUCCUGAUAGAUUACUGCUUUGAGCAGGUCCAGAAACUGAAGUUUGGAAUUUAUGAUAUUGACAAUAAAACCAUUGAUUUGAGUGACGAUGACUUCCUGGGAGAACUUGAAUGUACUCUGGGGCAGAUUGUCUCCAGCAGAAAACUGACUAGACCUCUUGUUCUGCGAAAUAGAAGACCAGCAGGAAAAGGAACUAUCACGAUUUUUGCAGAGGAGGUGAAAGAUAACCGGGUGGUAAAUUUUGAAGCUCAAGCACGGAAUCUGGAUAAUAAGGAUUUCUUCGGGAAGUCUGAUCCUUAUUUAGAAUUCUACAAACAGACUGAGGAUGGAAGAUGGCAAAUGGUGCAUAGAACAGAGGUAAUAAAGAACAACCUGAAUCCAAGUUGGAAACCUUUUAGAAUCCCUUUGCGAUCUCUGUGUAAUGGUGACUUACAGAGGUCUAUCAAGGUGGAUUGCUAUGACUAUGACAAUGAUGGAUCACAUGACCUAAUUGGAAUAUUUGAGACUAAUAUGACUAAGCUACAAGAAGCAUCCUACAGCUCGCCGGCAGAGUUUGAAUGUAUUAACCCAAAGAAGAAACAGAAAAAGAGAAGUUACAAAAACUCAGGAAUAGUGAGUUUUAAAUUAUGCCAGAUCGUGAAAGAGUAUACAUUCCUGGAUUACGUUAUGGGUGGCUGUCAGCUGAACUUUACUGUUGGCAUUGAUUUCACAGCUUCUAAUGGAGAUCCACGUACACCCAACUCUCUACAUUUUAUACAUCCCAAUGGAUUUAACGAAUACCUGAUGGCAAUCUGGUCCAUUGGAAUAAUAAUUCAAGACUAUGAUACAGACAAAUUAUUCCCUGCAUUUGGAUUUGGUGCACAAAUACCCCCUACCUGGCAGGUAUCACACGAAUUUCCACUUAACUUCAACCCUGAAAACCCAUUUUGCGGAGGGGUGCAGGGGAUAGCUGACGCCUAUCGCAGUUGUCUUCCUCAAGUCAAGUUAUAUGGACCCACGAACUUCUCUCCAAUAAUAAACCAUGUGGGAAGAUUUGCAGCUGCAGCAGCACAGCAGCCAAAAGCUUCACAAUAUUUCAUCCUGUUGAUCAUAACAGAUGGAGUGAUAACAGAUUUAGAUGAAACAAGACAGGCCAUUGUGAAUGCUUCUAAAUUGCCAAUGUCCAUCAUCAUUAUUGGUGUUGGUGGUGCAGAUUUCAGUACCAUGGAAUUUCUGGAUGGUGAUGAUGGUGUUCUCAGAUCACCAACAGGAGAAGUAGCUAUCCGAGAUAUAGUCCAGUUUGUGCCUUAUAGGAAGUUUCAAAACGCACCCAAAGAGGUUCUUGCACAAAGUGUACUGGCUGAAUUACCUCAGCAAGUGAUGUGCUACUUCAACUCACGCAAACUCUGUCCUCCUAUUGAGCCAAGUUCCUAAAUAUCUGAAUGUGUGAUCUGACUUCAGUGCUUAAUCUACAAAUACAUUCACUGGAGUGCGGAAUUCUUCAAUCCUGCCAGUAUUAGCCACUAAACUUAUUUUUUAUGAUGUAUUUUUUAGUUAAAAAUGUUUCAAAUGCUGAUGAAUUUAAACUCGUUUCCAUCUUAACAUUAUGAAUAACUUUGAUAAAACAAUAUCAUGAAAUUUGACUAGGUUAAAUUGAUCAGCAACAGGUCAUUCAAUUUAUUAAAUAUCUAGAUUGUGGUACCUCUUGUUUCCUCUGUUGUUUCUGCUUUUUAGCCCAAUCCUGUAAAUUGUUUCCAUUCUGUUGAAAGGUCAAACUUGGCUAUUUUAUAAAUGCGGAAAGCUACUUACUGGUUUUAUUUCAGACCUCCAGGCAUUGCAGUCUUUUGUUUUAAAAUUUAGCUACAUAUUUCUAAGUUAUUCUAUUGAUGUUUUAUUAUUUUUUAUAACUUUUUCCUUUGGAAAUGUUCCAUUAUAUUUUUAGAUUGGGGCCAAAUACUUACAAAUGAAAUAGCUGCUGUUAUUAAAUAAUUGAGAUUGGUUAGAGCUUUCAUAUUUUAGCAAUAUUAAAAUGUUUAAUUGUAAAAAGAAAUAGUUGAAUAAUCAUUUUUAAGACAUACUAAAUGAUAAAUCCAGAGUAAGUUAUAUUAUGCACUUAAUAAAAAGGAUAUAAACCUACCUUUCCAUGACAUACAUUUUUGUUGUAUGAAGAGUAUACUGUGUUAGUCACUUGAACUUUGGCAGUUUAGAAACAGCUAGUGAAUACAAAAUUAUAACUUGAAUUUAAAAUGACAGCAAUAAAAUAUGGAAUGGAUCUUCUUAAGCCUGUCAAUAAGUCAUCAUCUCUGUAUUUAUCUUUCAAUUAAAUGAUCAUCUUCCACAA
This is a messenger RNA of Carcharodon carcharias (great white shark), 2666 nucleotides long. Its product is annotated as copine-3-like. The coding region runs from base 164 to 1759 and encodes 531 amino acids. Gene Ontology annotation, cellular component: plasma membrane. Gene Ontology annotation, biological process: ERBB2 signaling pathway; cellular response to calcium ion. The transcript has 16 exons. Gene Ontology annotation, molecular function: receptor tyrosine kinase binding; calcium-dependent phospholipid binding. The record is from RefSeq and is a predicted model, not a curated record. NCBI's taxonomy places the organism in Eukaryota, Metazoa, Chordata, Chondrichthyes, Lamniformes, Lamnidae.